Molecule: messenger RNA, 282 nt
Organism: Paramecium tetraurelia
Lineage: Eukaryota; Ciliophora; Oligohymenophorea; Peniculida; Parameciidae
Exons: 1
Source: RefSeq, a predicted model, not a curated record
AUGGCUAAUAUUAUAUAAUUUUAAUUCUAUUAAAAUAUGAGAUGGUAAAUUAAUCUCCUUCUAAUUUUGAUUGUUUUUAAUUUUAUUCUUCUAAAAAAUAGAAUUUUAUAACAAUUUCAUACUUAUUCGAAAUAUUUGAAUUCUCAUAAGUCGUCUUGCUAGUUGAUUUUGAGGAUAAAAUAUAAAAAUCAAACACAUAAUGAGAAUAAUUUUAGUACAUCCUUAAUUUAAAAGCAACAACAUUAUUUUGUGGAAGGACUAUUUACAUAAAGAAAUAAAUGA